CCUAAUCCGCUCUCCCUCUCCCUGCGUACAGUCGCCGCCACCCCUCUGUGCUUCGCCGGCGUCGGCGAAACUCCGGCCGUCGAGGACUCUCUCUCUAAGUUGCAAUCGGGCCCAAGCCAUCUUAACACCCGGCCGCGCCGCACCGGAGCCUCGCCGCCGGCCUCUGGGAGGUCCAGCGACCAUCCUUCGGCGGCCUGGGCGAGGCCUACACUUACCCAGAUCCAAGGCUUGGACCCAGUUGUGGAGGCUUCGGGUUGCGGCUCCGGAUCCGGCACGCCACCGCUCUCCGCCGCCACCGCCGGCCUCCGUGCGGUCCAGAGACCCCCCAUCGGUCGGCCGCCGUCGCCCCUCGUCUCCUUGCUCGGCUAGCCACCUGAACCCGAGGAACAUUUAUGUGGGCAGGCAACUCCCCAAGCGCCGUCGUCGUCGCCGUUGCCACCGUCGCUUCCUGCCGCCGGCCGAGGGGAGCACGGGGUUCCCCUCCCCCUCCGCGGCCAACCCCAGCCGUCGCGCCCGCCGGCAGGCCACCGGCAGCCGGUCGUAGCCCCUGUGCCCCCUGCUUGACAGCAUAAGGCACGGUUUUGCUCCGUUCGCAGCUUCUGGCGAUCCGAAGCUCCUCGACUAACUUGAAGGUGAGCACGGUGAUCCCCUUGAUCUGUUGAACGGUGUGCCCACCUCCGUUUCUGUCAGCGACCCUCCGUCGCUGAGUUUUGCCCCCCCCCCCCCCCCCACCACUCCCAGAGCCACUUGGUCGCCAAACUUGGAAAAGCUCCACAGUGCUCCUCGAUUGUCGUGCAUGCUCCGGACAGGGAGCACGGUGUCCGGCACGUCGAGACUUUCCAGGCUGUACCCUUGCUUGGAUUCCAAGCCGCGGGAUCAACGGUUUGGAGUUUAUUUACUAUUCCAACCUGGGCGGUUCCAUCAUGGCUCCUCCUGAAGAUGAAGGAAAAGCAUUGGAGGGAAAGCUGGACGAUAAAGAAUUGGAAAGGAAAAUGAAGAAGGAUCAAAAGGCAAAAGAGAAAGCAGAAAAGAAACUAAAAGCUCAACAAAAAGAAGCUGCCAGACUCCAGGCACAAGUGACAUCUGAUGGCUCAAAGAAGAGUGAAAAAAAGCAAAAGAAAAAAGAUGCUGAUGAUGAGAAUCCUGAGGAUUUUGUUGAUCCAUUGACUCCUCCUGGAGAGAAGAAACUUCUUUCGCACCAAAUGGCAAAGCAAUAUAGUCCUAGUGCUGUAGAAAAAUCGUGGUAUGCGUGGUGGGAAGCAUCAGGCUAUUUUGUGGCCGACAACAGCAGCUCAAAACCACCUUUUGUAAUUGUUCUGCCGCCUCCGAACGUAACAGGAGCCCUUCAUAUAGGUCAUGGGCUUACUGCUGCCAUACAGGAUACAAUUAUAAGGUGGAGGAGAAUGUCAGGUUACAACACUUUGUGGGUGCCUGGAAUGGACCAUGCUAGCAUAGCAACCCAGGUUGUCGUAGAGAAGAAGCUAAUGCGUGAAAGAAAAUUAACCAGGCAUGAUAUUGGACGUGAGAACUUCCUGUCUGAAGUCUGGAAGUGGAAAAACCAAUAUGGCGGCACAAUAUUAACUCAAGAACGUCGACUUGGAGCUUCACUUGACUGGUCCCGUGAGUGUUUCACAAUGGAUCAGAAGAGAUCAAAUGCAGUUACCGAGGCUUUCGUUAGGCUAUACAAAGAAGGUUUAAUUUACAGGGAUAACCGCCUUGUUAAUUGGGACUGCACCUUACGAACAGCAAUAUCUGAUAUUGAGGUUGACUAUAAAGAAAUUAAAGAAGAAACUUUGUUAAAAGUUCCUGGUUAUGACCGUCCAGUUCUGUUUGGUGUAUUGACAUCAUUUGCUUAUCCUCUUGAAGGAGGAUUGGGUGAGAUUAUAGUUGCUACAACCAGGAUAGAGACAAUGCUUGGUGAUACUGCAAUAGCUAUUCAUUCGAAAGAUGAGAGAUAUAAACAUCUACAUGAAAAAUAUGCAAUCCACCCAUUCAAUGGGAGGAGACUUCCAAUUAUAUGUGAUGAUGAGCUUGUGGAUCCUACUUUUGGAACUGGGGCUGUCAAGAUUACACCUGCUCAUGAUCCGAACGAUUUUGAAGUAGGGAAAAGGCAUAAGCUUGAUUUUAUUAAUAUUUUUACUGACGAAGGGAAUAUAAAUAGUAAUGGAGGCUUGGAUUUUGAAGGAAUGCCACGUUUUAAAGCUCGUGUAGCUGUUACUGAGGCAUUGCAGGCAAAGGGUUUAUACAGGGGUUCUCGGAAGAAUGAAAUGAACCUUGGCAUUUGUUCGAGGAGUAAUGAUGUAGUAGAGCCAAUGAUUAAGCCACAGUGGUUUGUCAGUUGUGACAGUAUGGCGAAGCAAGCUCUUGAAGCAGUAAGGUGCAAGAAAAUUGAGAUUAUUCCACAGCAGUAUGAGCAAGAUUGGUACCGGUGGCUGGAAAAUAUUCGGGAUUGGUGCAUUUCGAGGCAGCUUUGGUGGGGUCAUCGAAUUCCUGCUUGGUACGUGACUAUGGAAGAUGACCAGCUUAAAGACACGGGUUCUUAUAAUAACCACUGGGUGGUUGCAAGAAACGAGGUGGAAGCGCUUUCGGAGGCAAAAGAGAGGUUUUCAGGAAGGAAAUUCCAAAUCAAUCAAGAUCCUGAUGUAUUAGACACGUGGUUUUCUUCUGGUCUCUUUCCAUUAUCGGUACUUGGUUGGCCAGAUGAUACAGCUGAUUUUAGGGCAUUCUAUCCUACUUCUCUCCUUGAGACUGGGCAUGAUAUUCUCUUCUUCUGGGUCGCUCGGAUGGUGAUGCUUGGUAUGAGACUUGGUGGUGAUGUGCCAUUUAGAAAGGUUUAUUUGCACCCCAUGAUUCGUGACGCGCAUGGCCGGAAGAUGUCCAAGUCUCUAGGCAAUGUUGUUGAUCCCCUCGAAGUAAUAAAUGGCAUAUCACUAGAAGGCCUCCACAAACGGCUAGAAGAGGGUAACUUGGAUCCAAAUGAAUUAGCCACUGCAAAAGAAGGGCAGAAAAAGGAUUUCCCAAAUGGUAUUGCUGAAUGUGGUGCUGAUGCCCUCCGUUUUGCCCUCAUUGCUUACACUGCUCAGUCCGACAAAAUAAACCUCGAUGUAUUAAGAGUAGUGGGGUACAGGCAAUGGUGCAAUAAGUUGUGGAAUGCCAUAAGAUUCGCCAUGGGCAAGCUAGGGGAUAACUAUACACCCCCCUCAACUAUAGUGGUGCAUUCAAUGCCAUUUGUGUGUAAAUGGGUUCUAUCUGUUCUCAAUAAAGCUGUGGCCAAAACUGUAUCAUCUUUAGAAUCAUACAAGUUUUCUGAUGCAACUACAGCUGUAUACUCAUGGUGGCAAUUCCAACUUUGUGAUGUUUUCAUUGAGGCUAUCAAACCCUUCUUCUUUAAUGAUCCAGAAGAGUUUAAGUCUGCUAGAGAAGCUUCUAGAGAUGCUUUGUGGAUAUGUUUAGAUACUGGUUUGCGUCUUCUACAUCCAUUCAUGCCGUUUGUUACAGAAGAGCUGUGGCAGCGGCUUCCUCAGGCGGCAGACACUUGCAGGAAAGAUUCUAUAAUGAUAUCAGAGUACCCUUCUAUUCGAGAGGAAUGGACAAAUGAGCAGAUUGAAAGUGAGAUGGAGAUUGUUAUAGGCACCGUGAGAAAGCUAAGAUCUCUUCGCCCAGCAAAUGAUAAAAAUGAAAGAUAUCCAUCUUUUGCUCUUUGCCGAGGAAGUGAUAUUGCUGCCAUCAUGAGAAGUAAUGAGUUCCAGAUUGUGACUCUUGCUUCUAUAUCAUCUCUGAAGAUCCUUACUGAGGAUGACGCUCCUCCAGCUGGGUGUGCAAUUGAUGUGGUGAAUGAAAAUCUAUCAGUGUACCUUCAACUUCAAGGUGCUCUUAAUGCAGAAGCUGAGCGCGAAAAGCUCAGGAAAAAGAGAGAAGAUAUCCACAAGCAGCAGUCUAUUCUAUCGCAGAAGAUAAAUGCUUCAGGCUACAAGGAGAAAGCACCACAGAGUGUUCAAGAAGAAGACAUGAAGAAGCUCAACUCUCUAAUGGAAGAGCUGAAUAUCAUCUCGGAAGCUGAAAAAGAUUUAGAUCAGCUGAUAGAUGGAGGAAACUGAAAGGAUGGACGUUUUACGGGCAAUUUCUGUCUUAUUAAACAUUCAUAUAACAUCAAAAUUUUGUGAUCGUCUUAUUGGAAUUUCUCUUUAUGUAAUUUUACCGGAAUUAAUGAUGCUUUUCACUAAUUGUCGGCAAGGCGUGUUUUACCUCUUCUCCUUUUAUUUAUAUUAAAUGAUUGUAUGUAGACAGCAGUGUUUGUGGGUAAUGUAACUUCAAAAAUUGCUUUUGA
Molecule: messenger RNA, 4327 nt
Organism: Ananas comosus (pineapple)
Lineage: Eukaryota; Viridiplantae; Streptophyta; Magnoliopsida; Poales; Bromeliaceae
Product: valine--tRNA ligase, mitochondrial 1-like
Exons: 23
Coding region: 924-4097 (1057 amino acids)
Biological process (GO): valyl-tRNA aminoacylation
Cellular component (GO): cytosol
Molecular function (GO): valine-tRNA ligase activity; ATP binding; aminoacyl-tRNA deacylase activity
Source: RefSeq, a predicted model, not a curated record